Molecule: messenger RNA, 2143 nt
Organism: Cervus elaphus (red deer)
Lineage: Eukaryota; Metazoa; Chordata; Mammalia; Artiodactyla; Cervidae
Gene: MAS1
Product: MAS1 proto-oncogene, G protein-coupled receptor
Exons: 2
Coding region: 163-1140 (325 amino acids)
Biological process (GO): G protein-coupled receptor signaling pathway
Cellular component (GO): membrane
Molecular function (GO): angiotensin receptor activity
Source: RefSeq, a predicted model, not a curated record
CAGGACAGCGGCGCCCAGGACGUGAAGGUCCAGCCUCGCAGCCGCCACCUCUGACUCUCCCUGAGUGAAUGGACCACGUGAGCCUGCACCCCGGUUUCUAAUUGCUCAGCUGACCUUGACAACCAAAAAAACUACCCGAAGAACCCAGACUGAGGCCCCCUCAUGGAUGAGGCAAAUGGGACAUCAUUUGUUGCUGAGGAGUCCUCCAACGCCUCAACCAGCGGGAACACCUCCGUCAGGGACCCGCGCCGGGAAAUUCCCAUCGUGCACUGGGUGAUCAUGAGCAUCUCCCCGCUGGGCUUUGUUGAGAACGGAAUCCUCCUUUGGUUCCUCUGCUUCCGGAUGAGAAGAAACCCCUUCACCGUCUAUAUCACCCACUUGUCCGUCGCGGACAUCUCGUUGCUCUUUUGCAUCUUUAUUCUGUCUGUCGACUAUGCUUUAGAUUACGAGCUGUCUUCUGGCUAUUACUACACAAUUGUCACGUUGUCGGUGACGUUUCUCUUUGGCUACAACACGGGCCUGUACCUGCUGACGGCCAUCAGCGUGGAGAGGUGCCUGUCUGUCCUGUAUCCCAUCUGGUACCGGUGCCACCGCCCCAAGCACCAGUCAGCGUUCGUCUGCGCCCUCCUGUGGGCACUCUCCUGCUUGGUGACCACCAUGGAAUAUGUCAUGUGCAUUGACAAUGAGGGACAGACCCACUCCCGGAGUGACUGCAGGGCCGUGAUCAUCUUCAUAGCCGUUCUGAGCUUCCUGGUCUUUACUCCCCUCAUGGUGGUGUCCAGCACCAUCUUGGUGGUGAAGAUCCGGAAGAACUCGUGGGCGUCCCACUCCUCGAAGCUGUACCUGGUCAUCACGGUCACCAUCACCAUCUUCUUCAUCUUCGCCAUGCCCAUGAGGCUCCUCUACCUGCUCUACUACGAGGACUGGUCGACGUUCAGGAACUUACACCAUGUCUCUCUUCUCUUCUCUACCAUCAACAGCAGCGCCAACCCUUUUAUUUACUUCUUCGUGGGCAGCAGCAGGAAGAAGCGGUUCAAGGAGUCCUUGAAAGUGGUUCUGACCAGGGCUUUCAAAGAUGAGAUGCAACCCAGGCAUCCAGAAGACCACACGGCCACCGCGGCAACCGAGACUGUUGUCUGACCGGUGGAAGGAGAUUGUGGACCAAACAGUGGGACGAAGAUGAGCCGCAGUUUGUACUUGGGAAUGCAACUGAAUACCCCCUCAAUAUGAUACAGAAGGACACCCUACCCCACAUGCAUGAGAUGCGAGUUAAUGCUGAGAUUGUACUCUUGUGCUGUACCUUCUGGAAAUGCCUGAAUACGUGUCGAAACUUCAUUCUUUCUGUAACUUCCAAAAAAUUCCUUCUGUUCCUCUUCAGCUCUCCUGGAAGCAUUUCCCCAUGAACUAUAAAGAUUACUCCAGCAGGAAGGUUUAUGGGUGUGUACAGGCAAAGGCACAAGUAUUUGAUGAACCUUGAAAAAGUAAAGCCAUAUUGUAGGAAGAACGUGAGUUUUGGAAUCAGACUGACUCUGUCCUUUGCUGCUGGUUUGACCUCAGUUUUAACCCCCAGGGACCUCAUUUCCUCAGUAUAAAAUGGUAACAGUAGUAGUCCAUACCUCCCGGGCCUGUGGUGAAGGUGACACCGGAAGAUGAGGUGUGCAAAGGGUCUGGUACACGUCAGUGUUGAGAAACAUCCCUCUCUGUGACUCUUUGAAGUGGAAGAAGAAAUACACAUUUCUGUUUUGUAAAGUGUGCACACACGUCUGGUACACGUCAGUGUUGAGAAACAUCCCUCUCUGUGACUCUUUGAAGUGGAAGAAGAAAUACACAUUUCUGUUUUGUAAAGUGUGCACACACUCCCACACACACAGCUCUGUCAUGUGCAAAUAAUUGUUACAUGUUUUUAAAUGAUGAAUGUAAUUUACAAAGGUCUCUGUCUGUUUGCUGCACGAGAACUCUUUGUGGGAUGCCACCAUCUGGGAUGUUAGGACCCCCAACCGCCCUGUGCUGGGGCAUCAUUUCGGGUUGGGAGGGAAAGCAUUUGGCCACCAGCACAGGAGUUCCUUGCGGCUUCCCUUCCCUCUCUGGGAAUGCCUCAUGUAAUGAGAGUCUGUUUUGAAAUCCUUUGCUUGAUAUAAAUGUU